AUGACUGAGGUUUCCGUGGUUGCUGGAGGAAGGGAGAGGGUGGGGACCCACUGGCCCCCUCAUCACGGUAUUUUCUCUCUUGCAGGUGUGGGCAAGAGCAGUUUACUGUUACGUUUUGCAGACAACACUUUCUCAGGCAGCUACAUCACCACAAUUGGGGUGGAUUUCAAGAUCCGGACCGUGGAGAUCAACGGGGAGAAGGUGAAACUGCAGAUCUGGGACACAGCAGGGCAGGAGCGCUUCCGUACUAUCACCUCCACGUACUACCGGGGGACCCAUGGGGUCAUCGUGGUGUACGACGUCACUAGUGCCGAGUCUUUUGUCAACGUCAAGCGGUGGCUUCACGAAAUCAACCAGAACUGUGAUGAUGUGUGCCGAAUAUUAGUGGGGAACAAGAAUGACGACCCUGAGCGGAAGGUGGUGGAGACGGAAGAUGCCUACAAAUUCGCUGGGCAGAUGGGGAUCCAGUUGUUUGAGACCAGCGCCAAGGAGAAUGUCAAUGUGGAAGAGAUGUUCAACUGCAUCACAGAGCUGGUUCUCCGAGCAAAGAAAGACAACUUGGCGAAACAGCAGCAGCAACAACAGAACGAUGUGGUGAAGCUCACGAAGAACAGUAAACGAAAGAAACGCUGCUGCUAAUGCCCUCAGUCCACUGCAGAGACUGCACUGCGGUCCCUCCCCCAGCCCGAGGCCCGCGGGGGGCUCCUCGGGGGACAGCCUCUGUUUCGUGCCGUUAUUUAAAGAAUUCUCUCCACGUUUUUGUAUCGGGAGGCGCCAUCGGCACUUCCUCCCCUCCCCCUCGAGUGCCAAGAAGGUGUUGGACAAGCCUGCCCCUCCCUACUGGUGCCCCUCCCCCCUGGCCAAGACACCUGGACCUGGCGAGGAUGCUGCCAGCAGAGCGGACUGAUUAACCAGUUUGUACAUAGUGUAUAUUGCUUUAACCAGCCACACACCUCGUCCUGCUCUGGCUUUUGCCUCCUUAAUGAUGCCAACUGCUGCAACGGACCCUCCUCCUCCCUUCCCCAUCCCGUCUUACUGCCAGCAGCUUCUUGAGGAGACAGCGUCAUGUUCUAGCCACGUCUCUGGCCAGCCGGGGCUGGUGGGGUGGGCUCCAUGUUGCUCAUUCUCUCUUCCAGGCUGUCGACUUCUCUGUCCCCGGCCUGCAGGGUCUCACCCCUCUCCGGGGCCUGUGCCAGCUUCCUUCCCUCCCCAUUCUCAUGCCCCACAGCUGUUGUGGGCACCGAGGAACCCUGGCUGGAGGCAGGAUCUGCCCUCUGUCAGGCCUGCCCCGAGGUUCCGCAGAGACAGUCAGCCCUGCCCUUGGGCCACAAGAUUUCUUGUCCUGCCUUCUAGAUGCCUCUAAGCUACAAACCCAGGGGAGCCACAGCUUCUAAUUUAUACCAACAUGUUUCAGUUCCAGCAGAAAGGUAGUAGGGGUAUAUUUGUGCAGAGAUGGGGCUUACAGAGGGGUUGGCGGUGGGAGCAUUAUUUUAAUCGAAAAUGAAAGCCAAAUCAAAUGAAUUCAGUUCCUCACUAUUACUUUCUUUCACUGAGGUUUGAUUGGCACAGCAGCAAAAGUUGUGGCUAGGCCAGCCCACUUUGGGUCUAGUGUUUUUAGACAAAGUGAACAAUUUCCUGUCAUUGUGGGGGCUUGGCUCUUGGCUGUCUCUUGAUGGGAACAGAGAAGGGGCCUCCCGCUGGAGUCCUAGUCUAUGGUGUAGCACCAGGCACCUUGGAACAUGGGGAGUGGCGGCCAGGGCUGCUGGGCUGUGGGACGCCAUCUUUAGGCUGGGAUGCCAAACAGCCUUGGCUCCCUGGCAGCUGUGUUAGACAAAGGUAGCAGGAAGGAAGGAAUGACUGGGGGGCUAGGACAGCUGGGUUGGACCCACCCCAGUCUCUGGAGGAAAAACCAGGGUCAUCUGCACUUGAUUACUCCCCCUGUCCGCCCUCAACCUGGAUACUUCAUUCCUCUUUCCUCUACAAGAAUCAAGUAACUUGGGAAGAAUUUAUUUCUGCACCAUGAUGUGUUUUAUUAGAUUUCCUUUCCUAGAUGAUUUCCAGGCAAAGACCUGUUUGGACAAUCACGUCAGAGAUCACAUUGAGAUUUUCCAUAUUAACACUGUGGAUAGGUUUUUAAUCAAUAAAAACUGGGGGUUUCUUCUCACCUGUCUCUCCACUUGCCCAAACUGCCAAAAGCCGAUGGUUCUGUGUGACAGGCCUUCACUUUGGAGCCACAGGAUGGGAUGGGCAGGGAAAUUCUGUGAGCCUGGGGAGGUGGGUGCAGCAGGCAGCCCUGUCUGGCCUGGGGAACCUCCUAGGAGCUGUAGCAGGGUCUCUGUCCUCGUGACUCCUGGCUGACCACAGGCCUUGUGGGCACGUGGUGCUUGGGGCUCCUGUGCCGGUGGGUGGGGGGCAUACAGAAGCCAGUGAGAGCAUGCUUGGGAGUCAAGCAAUGAGAGGGGUCCUGGGAACUUCCAGCCCAGGCUAGCGGUUCCUGUGGCUUCUGGCAGCCGGACGUCCAGAUUCAGGUGGUGGGCUGAUCUUGGUAGGUGACUGCCUGUCCCGCUGAGUGUUACACGCAUGAAUGGGGGUUUGUGGGGUGGGGGUGGGGGACUCAGGGCUGGACCGAUGUGCUAGUGGACCUGAUGUGAAAUUUCUGUCAAACAAAACUUUUAAAUGGUUUGCUAGGAUUAUUUCUGUAUUGAAAAUUUCUAAUUAUGCUUUUUAAAAAAAAUACUAAAAAUAAAGGUUCAAGCUGCCAAA
Carlito syrichta (Philippine tarsier) is the source of this 2763-nucleotide messenger RNA. It is a transcript of the gene RAB35, whose product is annotated as RAB35, member RAS oncogene family. Gene Ontology annotation, cellular component: endosome membrane; plasma membrane. Gene Ontology annotation, biological process: endocytic recycling. The record is from RefSeq and is a predicted model, not a curated record. NCBI's taxonomy places the organism in Eukaryota, Metazoa, Chordata, Mammalia, Primates, Tarsiidae. Bases 1 to 639 code for a protein of 212 amino acids. Gene Ontology annotation, molecular function: GTPase activity; GTP binding. The transcript is spliced from 6 exons.